AUGGAGGUAGAAACCGUGGGCUGCGCCGGCGGCGCCGCGGGGGGAAAGCGGGGCCGGGUGAAAGGCGCGGGCGCGGACGCGGAGCCGGAGGCGAAGCGCCGCGCGGUGGCAACCGUGCUGCCGCCCACGGGUUCCGCCGCGGCGCCGUGGGGGCAGCAGCACCCGGCCUCGCGGAUCUACCGCGUCUCGCGGGCGUCCGGCGGCAAGGACCGCCACAGCAAGGUGUACACGGCGAAGGGCAUCCGGGACCGCCGCGUCCGCCUCUCCGUCGCCACCGCCAUCCAGUUCUACGACCUGCAGGACCGCCUCGGGUACGACCAGCCCAGCAAGGCCAUCGAGUGGCUCAUCAGGGCCGCCGCCGACGCCAUCGACAAGCUCCCUUCCCUCGACGCCGCCGCGGGGUUCCCCGCGCACCCGGCCUCUGCCACCAAGGACCACCACCACGCUCCGCCUGUCGGUGGUGACGACGACGAACACCAGCAGCAGCAGCAGCUCACGAGGUCCGGAUGCAGCAGCACGUCGGAGACCAGCAAGGGCUCGGUGCUCUCGCUCUCCCGCUCCGAGAGCCGGGUCAAGGCACGGGAGCGCGCCAGGGAGCGGAGCGCCGUUGCCAGGGACAAGGACAAGGACAAGGACCCCGCCGCCGCCGCCAACGCCAGCGACGGCACCGCCAGGCGCGCCGCGGCUACCACCUCGGCGCAGGCGGCGUCCUUCACCGAGCUGCUCACGGGGAUGGCCGCGGCCAGCGCCGCCGCGCCCGCCGAACACAAGCACCACCAGCAGUCGUCGGUGUCCUGGGAGCAGCCGACGACUGUCUCCGCCACCGCCGACUACAUCGGGUUCGCGCAGCCCCGGAAGGGCGGGGGACACGUGAUGGCGCACGCCUUCGCCACCCCCGCUCCCCACCUCAGCAACAUUGCGUCCAUCGCCAUGGCCCCGGCGGCGCAGCACUUCGGCUUGGCCAGUGGUGCCGUCACCGUCGCCUCUGGCAGCGGCGAGCCGCACGCUGAGAUGACGCACUACUCGUUCUUGCAGGACCAUUUCAUGCCUGUCCACGCGGCGCCGGCGCCGGCGCCGGCGUCGGCUCCCGCCAUAGAAUACAACCUCAACUUCUCCAUGUCCUCGGGUCUUGUGGGUGUCAACAGUAGGGGGACCCUUCAGUCCAAUUCGCAGCCGCACAUCUCCGGCCACCACCACCACCACCACCACCAGCUCCAGAGGCUGUCUACUCCACUGGACGCUCCCAACAUACCCUUCCUGUUCAGCCCGCCCGCCGCUGCCGCUGCGGCGCCCACCACGGCCGAGGGCCAAUUCGCCGCGUUCCAGCUCUGGAACGGGUUUCAGCACGCAGACAUGAAGGAGAAGGGCAAGAACUGA
Molecule: messenger RNA, 1377 nt
Organism: Miscanthus lutarioriparius
Lineage: Eukaryota; Viridiplantae; Streptophyta; Magnoliopsida; Poales; Poaceae
Source: the annotation of a GenBank genome assembly